Messenger RNA from Gordionus sp. m RMFG-2023, 11330 nucleotides. RefSeq names its product dystrophin-like. Bases 16 to 11133 code for a protein of 3705 amino acids. Gene Ontology annotation, cellular component: plasma membrane. Lineage: Eukaryota; Metazoa; Nematomorpha; Gordioida; Chordodea; Parachordodidae. The transcript has 66 exons. Gene Ontology annotation, molecular function: zinc ion binding; protein binding. The record is from RefSeq and is a predicted model, not a curated record. Gene Ontology annotation, biological process: synaptic signaling.
AAAGAAAUUUAAUUCAUGGAGAUUAUAGGUUCUGCAAAUUUAUCAAUUCAAAAACAUUGUUUCACGAAAUGGGUUAAUUGUAUAUUUAAUAAGAAUUUAAAACCUCUUAUUAAUAAUAUAUAUGAUGAUUUUCGUGAUGGAUCAAAAUUAUUGGAUCUUUUAAAAAUUUUAACAAAAGAGGAUAUAAAUUCUCUCAAUAAAGAUUUGCCCGAUCAAGAUUUAAAUAAAAUAAAUUGUUCUCUAGACAUAAUUAAAUCUUAUGAUAUUGAUUUUAAUGAUAUCACAAGUAAAAAAUUAUUGCAAGGUGAUCACAAUGCUAUAUUAAAUUUAUUAUGGAAGAUUAUAUAUUACUGGCAGGUUAAAAGAAUUAUCAAAAUGGAUAUUUCAAAUAAUCAGAGUGAAUCUUAUUUAUUAUCUUGGUGUAAUGAAAUUCUAAAGAAGUAUAACUUGGAAGUCAAUAAUUUUGACUCCGAUUGGAAAAAUGGACAGGCUUAUAACGCAUUAUUACACAGUUCAAAUACAAAAUUAUUUGAUUUUUCAAAAAUAAAAUCUAUGAAACCCAAAGACGCUCUAAGCCAUGCCUUCAAAUUAGCCAAAACUAAUUACGAAAUCGAAUCAAUUCUGGAACCUUCAGACGUCGAUCAAAAAAUGCCCGAUUCGAAAUGCAUCUUCCUUUACGUCGUCAUGAUUUAUGAAAAAUUGAACAAGAAAAUCCCUCCAUUACUUACAUCCACACCGAAAGCGAUAGUUAAAAAUGGAGAUAUCGCCGAAUAUUGGGAAAAAUUAGAUGAAGUUACUGCCUGGCUCGAGGGAGCCGAAAAAGAACUCGGCAAAAAUACUACCAUAUCAGAUAAUAUAGAUGGUGUCAAGGAACAAUUUAACACCCAUGAGAGUUUCAUAACUAGACUGAUGAGCCAACAGGCUGACGUGUUCAAUUUACUAAAAAAGGGCAAAUCUAUGCUGGAAGAUAGAUCUAUAAACAUGGAUAAAGAGACACAGAGGAACAUGAUAGAUAAAAUGAAAAGACUUAAUAACAUGUGGGAAACCAUCAGAGUUAACACUCUCAAUUUCCAGUCCGAGCUGCAAAAUUCUCUCAACACCCUUCAAAAGCAACAAAUAGAGGUUUUUGAAAAAUGGCUCGAAGACAUGGAAGGCUUGCGUAUAAAGGACGAAGCUUCCUCAUCCAGUUCUAGACUAGAAGAUCAAAUGGAUCCAGAAGAAAAAAAAAUUAUAAAAGAAAGAUUUGAGACUGGAACAAACCUCAUAAAGCCUUUGUCUAAUAUGCUUGUGGUUGUUGAUAGUGAGGACGAUCAAGAAUAUAAAAAUCUGGAAGAAAAGCUAUCCAGCCUUCAAAACAGAUAUCUAACUCUGUGCCAAUGGCUUGAAAAGCGUUACCAACACACCCUAGGCCCUCAACUCCAAGCCAUCUCCCAACUCAUGAUGACGAAUACCACCCUUAACCAAACACCCACUGGCCAAUUGGAACUGGACACGACUAAUCAAUUAGAGAUGCGCGAAAUUGGCUUAAAAGUCGAUGGACUUAGGGAUUGGAAUAGCGGCGCCAUAUCUAAACUCGAAAAGUUAUUGGAUUAUUGUCUCAAUCCUAACGACUGGUCCAUCUCAGAUCUUCCAAAUUUCGAAGAAAUAAAAAACGAAUACGAAAAUAAAGUAAUAGAGUUCGGAGAUCUGCAAAACGCAUACUACGAAUUUUCUAAAACCCAUAAACAUGACCAUGAUGUUGGGAAAAACAUCGAAAAUAUCGAACGAAAUUUGAAUUACAUUAAAUUUAAAAUCAACAAGAUUGACAGUUUACAAACCCAAAAAUACAACCACCCUGGGCCCAGUCCUAUAUUUAAAAAGCUUAAACUGGACCAAAUAGCUGAUUACACAGGGGCCCCAAGACCCCUAUCAACUAUGCCACCUUUACCCUCUACCUCCAAAUCUCCAUUAUCUAAUGAAAAUAUUAUUAAACCAAGCAAGUCUUUUGAAAUCGAGGAAAAGAUUCUCACUCCAAGAAUUCCAACGGAAAAAAUGCCUUUAGAUAAAUCUGACCGUCAAAAUCUUUCUAUAACCGAUAAAAGGGCUCAGUUUAUGAAUAAAAUUCCUUCUAUAGAGAUAAGCAAGGCACCAGACGUUGAUCAAAAUCUCACCGCAGAUGAUGAUUUAAUUGCAAAAAAGGACAAAGCAACUGAAGAUGAAAUCCUCUCGGAAAUACCCGAAUAUUUGGCCAAGAAGAGGGAAAGCCUAUCUGUUCCUACCGAAUUCCCUGAACUUGACCUUGCGGCAAACGAAAAACAAUGGGAAGAUCACAUGAAUAAGCCCGAAAAAUCGCCAAUAUCCGCCUUGGAACGCCUCCACAUCAACAUAUAUGAUAUGCACGAGGCCCUGAAAGAGUUGGAAACGUGGUUCAGAAAUGCCAGAGAACACCCUAAAUUCACUUCCGUCAGUCAAACCAAGGAAUUUUCGGAAGCUAUCGAGAAUUGUUCGGCUAAGCUAGAUCAAAUUAAGGCUUUAUGGCCUAAGAUAGAAGAGAACCGUAAUACUGCUCGCUCCAUAUCUAAUAGUUUAGAUAACAAAGACGAAACUGCAGUUCAAAUAUCGAAGGAUUCGGGAAACUUGAUCCAUCGAUGGGAGGGCUUGUUCGAACAAACUAAUCAUUACUUCGAAACGUUGGUCAACAUGCUGGAAGCUCAUCAUUACCAAAGUUUUCAAGAGCCUCUCGCUUCUCUAAAUGAAUGGCUGGAGGAUGUUAAAACUUCCCUCAUCUCGGAUCCCAACAAAUAUGACGAACCCGAAAUUUUAAAGGAGAAGCUAAAAAAGACCCAGGAGAUCCAAGCUACGAUCGAGGCUCAGAGCCCUAACUUAACUAGCAUUCGUUCCAUAUGGGAAGAUAAAUCAACCGCCGACGACGCCAGUUUUCGUUUCAGCAUGAGGGACAAAUUUCAAACCGAUAUUGAUCGCGUAGUGGCUAAAUACGAAGGGGUUAAGGAAUUGGCUCAGGAGGCCUCUAAAGAACUGGAUUCUAGACUCGCCCUAAUCAAAAACUAUUUGGAAGAAGUUAAUGUUUUAAAAUCUUGGAUGAUGGAUUUGAAAAGAAUUAUGGAUACCAAUGACAAAUUUGAUACAGAACCCAGCAGCAACAAAAUCAAAGAGGAAGAAUUAAAAGGGUUACAAGAAAAUGUAGACUUGCUUAAACCGUCUCUCGAUAACAUCAAUCUAGUUACUCCUAAAAUACUGGAAAAUUCCGACAUUAAAUUCGCCAAAAGGCUUCGAGACGAGAUUCAAAACCUGAACGUAACGUGGAAACACAUAACGACUCAAGCGGAUAAAGAUAAGUCGAUAUUCAGCUACGAUGAAUAUAAUAGAUAUUUGGAUAAAAUAGCUAAAGAUCUUGAUUCACCUAGAAACGUUGCCAGCGAGGAAGAUUUAAAAUGCCAAAUACAACGUUUGAAAAACCUGAAGGACGAUCUAUCCAACAAGAAGACACAAUUUUACGCUUCCCUACCUUCGGGUCUUUAUCCGCAGGGUGCCAUACCGCAAGAACAAGAAAAGGAAUUAAAUGGAAGAUUUAACAGUCUGAUGGAAAAAAUUAUCGGGCUCACCGAUUUUUACCAAACAUCUCAGCAAGAUUAUAACGACUUUCAGGAUGAAAUAACCAGAGAAAUAGAAAAGGUACAAACUUUGAAAAUGGAAUUGGAGUAUUUUCCUUUUGAAGGUCACAAGGGCGAAAAAAGAAAAUCUAUCAUUUCACAACUCAAUGAACCUUCUAUAAAAUCUUUGGACGAAAUUCCUAAUAUGCUUAAAAGGCGUAUGUCAUCGCUUAAAGAAAAAGCUCGUUUAUUAUCAAAAAACAAAAUUAUCCCGGCCAACGUUGAAGGCAGGAUGGCAGACUAUUCAGAUUUAAUGAAAUUGGUGACUCCUCAGAUCGAAGAGCGAGUCAAAGAAUCCAGAAUUUCUCCCACCAAUAUCAAACCUCACCGUAAAUCCCCGAAAGGGAAAUCCUCCAAAUCCCAAGUUGAAACCGAAGGUAUCGUUAUUGACAAUCAAGAUGCUAACUCCAGGCUUGACGACGACUUAUUGAAACUUCAGGAAUGGAUCGUGCACGAGGAUGCCAUGAUAAUGACUCAUGUGGAUGAUGAAUACAAAGCACGUGACCUAUCAGAACCAGAGUAUGCUGGAAUGAUUCGAGAUUUUGUGGCGAAAGAUGAGUUACUCGAAAGAUUAGAGAAGGAUGUAAGGGAUAUGAAGGACAGGGAAAAGGCGGGCAUGCUGGCUAGACAGCUUCAAGUCGUUAAGAACCGUUUUAACGAUCUGAAAGCUAAUUUCGAAAACUUUGAAUUUCCACCCGAACUAGCCCCCAAACUUAAAAGAACGCGAAUAACUUUGGCCGAUUUGAAAGGCGACAUCGAUGAGAUAAAAACGGAUCAUACGAAGCCCACGGAUAUCAAAGAACAAUUGGACAUAUGUUUGAGAGAUUGUUACAGACUAGGGGAGCUAAAAAAUAAUACGGAGGAAUUACGAAAGAAUAUUCCCGAGAUGGUGAAGGAGGAGAAGGAGGAUAUCAAGAAGCAACUCGAUAACAAGAUGGAAGGCUUUAGGAAUAUUUUUAACGAAAUUGCCGAUAAGGCCAACUACAAGAAAACCUUAUUAGAAAACAGUUUGAAAUUAGCCGAAGAUUUUCAAACCCAUGCUGACCCACUUACUCAAUGGAUCGACACUACUACUAAUCAAGUAGAAGAAAGAAAGUCCAAAUUCAACGUUAAUCAAAUGGGCAAAGAGAUUAAUUGGAUUGAACAAAUCGAACGUGAAUGUUCCGAGAAAGAAGGCUCCAUAAGUAGCGCCUCAACUUUGCUGAAUAGUGAUAAAUACAGGGAUUUGCCAUCGAAUGUCAAUAUAUACCAAGCUGAAUUAGCAACUAUUAUUCAUAGGCUUACGGAAUUAAAGCAUGAAUUAGCUGAUCAAAAAUCCUAUUACAAGGAUAUGGAGAUAGAUUACAAGAAUUUCAAAGAUGGUAUCAACAAAUUAAAAGAUUGGAUUGAUAAAGCUCAGCCCGUAAUUCAGGAUAACAUUGAGGAUCCUGCCAAAUCCCUUGAGGAUAAACAAAAAUUGGCGAAAACUUUAAGCGAUCUUAAGAACGAGGCUCCGGGCAUACGGUCUACUCUAUCGAAUGCACAGGUUCUGGGCUCAAGCUUAGUCGACAAAAGCGACAACUUUAGAAUGAUAACCCUUAGCGAAUUAGCUAGCUGCAAAAAACAAUUGGACGAAUUGUUGCCCAAAUUGGAGCAAAAACUCGAAUCCUUAGUAAAUUACAGUCCGAUGAUUCUCGUACCUCAACCAUCACUUCACGACAAAAGGGAUAAAAUUGAGACUCUGCCACAAACUGCGCAUUUACGCGAGACAAAAACUGAGACACCGGAUAUAUCUUUCGUCAUAGCUAAGGUGAACGAUCUUAAUCAAUUGCUGGAACCUUCUCAUCAUCAAACGCAAUUACCUUUGACUACGCCAGCAUCUGACAAGGAAUUGAAAAAUGUUUUGGACAAGAGAAUACAUGCUUUGAACAAAGAGUAUCAAGAUACGGAAACUUACAUUGACAAACUGAAGGAUAAAUUAAAAUUCGGGUCAAAAGUCGAAGAAAAAAAGGACGAUGUUUUAUCGCGAGAAUACGAUCAGCUAAAACACAAGUGGGAUAACGAGAUUCAAUCAAAAGCGAUUAACAAGAUACAAGAAUACCAAGGGCUCAACGAUAAAUGGAAAUCUUUUGUUCAAGAUGCUCAAAACACUAGAAAACAUUUGGAAGAGAGCAAGGAUUCUGUAAUCGAACAUGAGCAGGGGACGAUGCAAGACUUAAAACAUUUAGACGAUUUGAAACAAGACAGCAAAGUAUUUACGAAAACAGAGCUCAAUCCGUUAGCCAAGGAAUUAUUGGAUAAAAUCGAAAAAUUGAAUCACCGAAAUAAAAAGACCAGAAAAGUCCCUCAAGUUCGCGUAGAUUCGCGCCAUUACCCUAAAACGCCUCCAUCUUCUCCUACCUCACUUCAAAAAACUGUUGAUUCACCGUUUCCCUCGCAAUCAGCUCCUAAACUUCAACAAGGAUUAUUGACUCAAGCAUCUCAAAAGCUUCCUCAUCCUUCUGCUAGUAGUGGCACAGAGAAAAGUAAAUUAGAUCGACUUGAAUACAGUGACGAGCCUUACGAAUUUUUAUGGGAAAUCGGGAACAUUCAGGAUAUGUUGGCCAAAAUGAUCGCCAAGCUGAAAGAUCCGGUUUUGUUUGACGAUGAUCUUGACCAAAAUGGGAAAAAUAUAGAACAGAAGGAUAUGACUGAGGUGGAACCAAAGAGGCGAGAAAGACUUAUGAGCAUCAAAGAAACGAUCGAUGCCAUAUCCCCUGGUAUAGAAGGAUCCGAAAAUCACAAGAACGAAAUUUUAUACAAACUUGAUGACCCCAGCAUAACCCAUCAAAUUGAGGAUUCAAUGAGUAAGCUUAAAACCGACUGGAAAAUUUUGAACGAUACUUACAAAAACAGAAUUGACCAAAUGACACCUGUAUACAAGUCUGUGCUCCAAACAACUCCCACUUCAAAAUCCGAUUCCGAGCCAGCUGAAGCCAUUGAUUUGGUCAAUAAACUUCAAUCCCUAGCGAUAUGGUUGAGAAAAUGUGAGAAUUUAACUGAAGAAAGGGUACCCUUUCUAAACGAGUCGGCUUUGAGGAUUUCCAUUACUACCUUUAAGAAAGAAGGGGCUCAAUUCCCGGCAAAGUUAAAUGUUUUAAAAGAAGCGGAAAAAUCUUUGAACGAACUUAAAUCGACGGCCGAUCUAUCUCCCGAAAAGGCUGAUCGCAUAGGUCAAUUGAUAUCCCAAGCCAAAGAAAAAUAUUAUGCUAUUUCUUCUGAGUUCGAUAACAAACGCAAAGAAACUGAAGACAGUUAUCACAGGUUGUUCCAUUUCAACCAACAAAUAGAUGAUCUAGGUUCGUGGCUUAGCUCAACCAGGAAAAAUACGGAAAAAAAUCUACCCCGUUUGAAAGAAGAUGAUAUAAACAAUCUCCAUGCUAAGCUCGAGGAGCAUACCCAAGAUUAUGAUCAACUUAACUACACGUUCAUUCAACUUUUAAAUGAAGGUUCACGUUAUAAUUCCCUCUACGAUUCUGAUGAAUUUUCAGUUCCGAAAGGUAUCAUAGACAACGUCAAGGCCAUUAACAACGAUUGGGACUUUUUGAAAGGGAUAGAACCCCUAAACAUUAGGAAAACGGUUACGGGCCAACUUAUUUUAGACUCUGAACCGAAUGUCCAAGCUAAAUGGCCCAAAGUUCAACAGGACCUUUACGAGAUAACAGAUAAAUUGAACACCAUCGAAAAUUUCUUAUCUUCGAGAAUCGUGGACGUUAUAAAUCCAUAUGAAAUCAAUAAAGAAAUAUCGGAUUUAACGAAAUUUAGCAACGAAGUUAACAAUUUGAAAAAUCACAUUGAUCACAUUACUAAAUUAGAAAAUAAUAAAAUGCUUAAUCAAGCUGGCUAUGACAAUAUGCAAGCCAAAGAAGCAGAUGAUAAAUGCCAAGAGUUGUUAAAUGGUAUAAAGAGAAAAAUUCGAAGCCUAAAUCAAAUGUCGACUGAUUGUGAUCAAUAUCUCAAGGAUUACGCUGAAUUGAACCAAUGGAUAGAUAUUAAUGGGACGGUGUUGAGAGAACUUAUAGAUGUUAAGGACAAAAAUCAUAUAACCGAACAGGAAUUUAUUAGAAAUCAUGAAUACCUCAUGAAAAAGGUGCCCACAUAUGGAAAACUAAACAAGGAUCUAGACACGCUAGCUAAAAAAAUGAUAACUGAUUACACUGAUGAUGACACUUCUAACCUGAAAGCCAAGCACAACGAAAUUCAUAAACUUUGGUACCUGGUUCCUCUUCAUCCCUCUCCGAAAGGUCUCCUCAGCUCUGAACCUUUUACUCCUACAGAUAUUAGGCAGUUUAGUAAACAGCUUUCUGAUUUCGAUGUAUCUCUCCUGACCGAAACAUCGGCUUUAGAUGUCAUGAGUACGGAAAUAGACAACGUUUUAAAGGAUCGAGACGAAGAGCACUUAAACGUGUGGCUUGAUCAGAUUAAGGAAUUUCAAAGAGAUCUCGAAAGUCACAGAGUUGGUUACAACAUUCUCAACGAAAAUGGAAAGAAAAUUUUGGGAGACCCCACCCUUUUUAAAAAUCAUGAGGAAUCCAUGCAACUUAAGAGCAAGCUAGACGAUGUCAACGGGAAAUGGGAAAACUUGAAGGCCAAAUCUAACACAUUGAGAAAUACUCUAGAAGAACACUACGACCCUCGUAACGCUAUUUCUCAAUCGAUAGAUGACGCAUCUGCAUGGGUUCAGGAUAGGAGCAAUCAUUUAGAGUGCAUGAAGCCCCUAGGGGGAGAUUUAACCACCUUAAAACAUCAAUUAGACCAAGUUCAACAUUUUGCCCUUAAAUUGGAUGCCAAAAGGAAUCCUUCCAUUCAAGAUGUGCUCAAGAAUAGCGAGGCUUAUCUCAAAAAUAUAGGAUAUUACAAGGCGUUGGAUAUGAAAGAUCAAUCGCCGCCACACAUAGCACUCAGGAUCAAAGAAGGAAAAGAACUAGAAAACAAAAUCGUAGUGUUGGAUCAAAAAUGGUGUGAUGUCAUUGACAAUACCAAUUUAUGGGAAUCCACUUUAGCUCAAAUGUUGGGGAGAAUGGACCAUUUUAAUAAUGCUAUGAUAGAUCUGGAUAUAAGCUUGAAUGAAAAUAGAAAAGAUUUAGAAAAUAUCGACAUCAAAGCGGAUAUUAAAGAUAUAGAUAAAAGCAUCACCAAAUACAAUAAUCUUUCAAAGGAAAUCAACGAGAAGCAAGCUCCUCUGAUUGCUAUAAACGCCAAAGCCUCCGAAUUUUCUGCUCAGGGUCUACAACUUUCCAAAGACUACCAGCAAAGAUUAGAGCAAUUAAAUGAUAAAUUUCAUAUUCUUAAAAGGGAUUUGGAGAAUAGGACUCAAGGAAGGGUUAUUGAUGAAUCUCCCAACCUUCCAUUUGAUAAAGCCAAACAAAUAUCCAUACCCGUAAAGGCCGGCACUCCCCUUCAACCAUAUAUUUCGCCCCCGACGAGUGGUCCUUCUAAGCCCGAUUUAGAAUCUCAAGCUACCAAGUAUUCUCAACCGAAAUUUACCAAAGAACAUGAAGAUACCCUGCCAGAAACGUCGCUCACUCCUAGAUGGGCCAAAGCAAUGACUGAAACGGGCGUUCCUUAUUACAUCGACACAAAAACUGAAUCGACUUAUUGGGCUCACCCCAUGAUGAUGGAAAUAAUGAAAAACCUAACGGAAGUUAAUUACAUCAAAUACUCGGCUUACCGAACAGCUAUGAAACUCAGGAUUAUUCAAAAGAGGCUUUUUUUGUAUCUUCUCAACUUGGGAACAGCCAUCGACAUAUUCGAUGCCCAUGGGUUGAGAGGUAAAAAUGAGGAUUACAUAAGGAUGCCAGAAAUCACCCAAAUCAGCAAAGAUAUUUACAAGACCCUAUCUUCAGAACAUCCGCAUAGUGUUACUAAUGUUCCUUUAUCUACUGAUUUAUACGUUGAUUGGCUUUUGGACGUUUAUGAUCCAUUAAGAACCGGUAAAAUAAAAAUCCUCUCGUUAAAAGUUGCCACAGUACUAUUGUGCCGAGCUCAUUUGAGCGAUAAAUAUAGAUAUUUAUUCCAAUUGAUAGCCGAUCAAUCUGGAAAUGCUUCUAAAGAAAAAGUGGCCAUAUUACUAAAGGACAUGCUGUUGAUUCCUAGAUAUUUUGGGGAAUCAUCUGCUUUCGGAGGUACCGACCCUAUCCCUAGCACCGAUAAUUGCUUUCAAUUUUCCCAAUCUUUCCGACAUCAAAAUUCCCUACCCCAACAUAAUUCAUCUGAUAUACGCGCUUCGGAGUUUAUAAGAUGGGCCCAAACGGAUCCUCAAUCUAUUGUGUGGUUACCAGUUCUUUAUAGAUUGGCUGCGGCCGAGACCGCUAGGCACCAAAGCAAAUGCAACAUUUGUAAGGCUUACCCCAUAGUGGGAUUCAGGUAUCGUUGUUUGAAAUGCUUGAACUUUGAUAUAUGUCAAAAUUGUUUUUUCGCCAGUAAGAAAUACAAGACUCAUAAACCAACUCACCCAUUGCACGAAUACUCUACACCAACUACGACAGGAGAAGAUGUUUUAGAUCUAACUAGGGCUUUGCGGAAUAAAUUGUUUCGCUCUAGACGCUAUUUCGUUACGCAUCCUCGCUUGGGCUAUACUCCCAUAGACUCUUUACAACCUAUUCAUACGACCAGUACAGGGGCACACGGUAAAGGUGUAAAACGAUACCCUCCCGAUCAACCUGGAGGCGAGGAAAGCCUGCCUCUCAUGAGCUCUCCCCAUUCACAUAGUGGAAUGGAUGCCUCAUAUACCAGCUCGGACCAGGGUGGUCGAACCAAAAAUAUGAUACAGGAAAGUUCGUUUGGGGGAGAAAAUGAGGAAUAUCGAAAAGUGGCCAAGAGGGGUUUUACGAGCAAAAUGAAUGAGAUGGAUAUCUGCAACUUGAAUGACAAGGUCGAUGAACAUGAGCUAAUAGGAAGUAUGUGUAAAAGUUUAUCGGCUCAGCCUUCCCCUUGUGUUUCGACGCGUUCCAUCAAUGGUUAUGAAGAAGCCCCUGAAAAUGUGGCUAAUAGAACACAUGAUUUGCAUAAGGAACACAACGAUUUAAGAAGAGAGUACGAAAGAUUAAGACAUAGGCAUUACGAUCAAUAUUCUUUGAACGAAGAGGCCAGUGAAUCCAUAUUGCUUAACCAUCAAUUCGAUGAUAAUAUAUUGAGCGAGGAUAGUUUUGCUGCACCGGCUUUUUUGGGAAAUGGUAGCCAUUUAAACAAUCAUGAACACUUACUUGGGAAAAAUUGCCAAAACAUGAAUGGAAACGAUACCAAUCAGGAGUUUCCCAUGAUGGAUUCAUCUUUUAAUAACAAGCAUCAAUCAUCUUUUCCCACUCAGAUUGGUUAUCUCGACAAAAGGGAAGUAAACCCAAUAUUUUCAGUGGCCGAUAAUCUUAAUAAAGCUCUCGGAGAUUUGGUAUCAGUCAUUACAUCCUCUCAUUCCCACCUCAAAUCCCCCGUUAAAACACCUCCAGCUAUCUCACCUUGUCGCUAAAAUAAACCUUUAAAAUGAUUUAUAUAUUAAGCUUAUUUAUUAAUUAAAUAAUUAUAUAUUUUUUUAAUGUUAUUUAAAUUUUAAAAUAUUUUAAAACUAUGUUUAUCUAAAAAAGACUUGUAUUUGAUUAAAUUGUGCCAUCGCCCUUAAUAUUGAGAGAUUUUAUCUUAAUGACUUUUAUAUUUUGCCUAGGAUAC